This is a messenger RNA of Gossypium arboreum, 433 nucleotides long. RefSeq lists its product as uncharacterized. The coding region runs from base 8 to 433 and encodes 141 amino acids. Gene Ontology annotation, biological process: endonucleolytic cleavage of tricistronic rRNA transcript (SSU-rRNA, 5.8S rRNA, LSU-rRNA); ribosome biogenesis; maturation of SSU-rRNA from tricistronic rRNA transcript (SSU-rRNA, 5.8S rRNA, LSU-rRNA). Gene Ontology annotation, cellular component: 90S preribosome. The record is from RefSeq and is a predicted model, not a curated record. Lineage: Eukaryota; Viridiplantae; Streptophyta; Magnoliopsida; Malvales; Malvaceae. Gene Ontology annotation, molecular function: GTPase activity; GTP binding; U3 snoRNA binding. The transcript is spliced from 3 exons.
ACAUCGCAUGCUCAAGUAUACUCCAGAACAUAUGCAUUGCCUUGCUAUGUUUUGGGGUCCUCUUGCUCCACCCAAGACCGGAGUGCUUGCUGUUCAGAAUUUAUCUAACAAUCAGGCGGCAUUUCGCAUCAUAGCAACAGCAUACGUACUUGAGUUCAACCAUGCAGCACGGAUAGUGAAAAAAAUCAAGCUAGUUGGAUACCCCUGUAAAAUAUUCAAGAAAACAGCCCUCAUCAAGGAUAUGUUUACUUCAGAUCUCGAAGUGGCUCGGUUUGAGGGUGCAGCAAUUCGAACUGUGAGUGGGAUCCGUUGGCAGGUGAAAAAGAUUCUGCCAAUGGCAUUUACUUUUGAGAACCAGUCUUCUCUGAUAGUGGCUGCUCUAAAGAUGAGUGGUAAAACGUGGAGAAUAUCCAUGCCUAAGAAUCCUUCUUAG